Lasiodiplodia theobromae is the source of this 1137-nucleotide messenger RNA. Its product is annotated as 6-phosphogluconate dehydrogenase. Bases 1 to 1137 code for a protein of 378 amino acids. The transcript is spliced from 3 exons. The record is from RefSeq and is a predicted model, not a curated record. Gene Ontology annotation, molecular function: 2-dehydropantoate 2-reductase activity. Gene Ontology annotation, biological process: pantothenate biosynthetic process. Lineage: Eukaryota; Fungi; Ascomycota; Dothideomycetes; Botryosphaeriales; Botryosphaeriaceae. Gene Ontology annotation, cellular component: cytoplasm.
AUGUCAUCUACUGAGAGCGCAGAUGGCAAGCCCAUUCACAUCCUCUUUGUCGGUGCAGGUGCAGUAGGCUGCUUUUACGCCUCGCGGCUUCAUCACCCCUCCAAGAACGUCCAUGUUUCCCUCGUCUGCCGCUCAAACUACUCGGUCAUCGCCAAAUCAGGCGUCACGCUCGAGACGCGCAACUUCGGCAACUACACCUUCACCCCACAUGCCGUGUACCCGUCCAUCAGCGCCGCCGCAUCCGACUCAUCCGCCCUCGGCCCGCCCGCCUCGGGCUGGGACUACGUGAUCGUGACGACCAAGGCGCUGCCAGACGUGACCGACGACAGCGCCGACAUCGAGCCGCUGGUGCGGCGCGACGGCGGCUCGGGCAAGACGUGCAUCGUACUGAUCCAGAACGGCGUCGGCAUCGAGGCGGCGCACCGCGCGCGCUUCCCGCGCAACCCGGUCAUCUCAGCCGUCACCGUCAUCAGCGCCGAGCAGCUGCGCCACGGCUACGUGCGGCAGAACCGGUGGACGCGCAUCAGCAUGGGCGCGUACACGGACGGCCUGGCCUCAUUGUCUCCCUCGAAGGAACUUCAGGACCUGGGCGCCCGCGGCGACGCCUGCGUGCGGCAGCUGGCGCACCUGUUCAACGACCUGGGCGGGCUCAAGGACGCCGAGUUCCACACGGAGCUCGAGCUGCAGCAGAUCCGCUGGCACAAGCUGACCAUCAACGCCGCCAUGAACCCGUCGUCCAUCCUCGCCGGCGGCCGCGGCAACGCCGACAUGGUCGUCGACCCGGAGCUGCGCGCCCACCUCACCGGAAUCAUGCAGGAGAUCUGGGACGCCGCGCCCAAGAUUCUGGGCGCGCCCUUCCCCGACACUCUUGCGAGCCCCGAGAAGAUUAUCGCCAGCACCGAGCGCAACAAGGGCGGCAAGCCGAGCAUGCUGCUGGACUGGGAGCGCGGCAGUCCGCUGGAGAUCGAGGUCAUUCUGGGCUUGCCGAUUAGGAUCGCGAGGGAGAGGGGUGCCGAGUUGCCGCGGUUGCAGACGGUGUAUGCGCUGUUGAAGAGCCAGGCGUACAUGCGUGGGUUGAGGGAGAAGGAGGAGAGAGAGAAGAGAGAGGGAGCGGCGAAGGGGGAAACGAAGUUGUGA